AUGGCCAAGGUUAUGUACGAUGAGAGGACAACUAUGCGCGAUGUGGCCACCUUCAUCUCAUCUAAUGCCUCUAGUCCCUACUUCAAUUCCGGCAGUGUAUCAAUGGAGAAUCGUGAAUGCAUCGCCCAGGCGGGCAGUCAGCUGACGUUGGAUGCCUUAGUGAUCAAAGCAGCCAGCUAG
Molecule: messenger RNA, 180 nt
Organism: Aspergillus clavatus NRRL 1
Lineage: Eukaryota; Fungi; Ascomycota; Eurotiomycetes; Eurotiales; Aspergillaceae
Exons: 2
Coding region: 1-180 (59 amino acids)
Source: RefSeq, a predicted model, not a curated record